Messenger RNA from Aspergillus heteromorphus CBS 117.55, 3010 nucleotides. Its product is annotated as putative differentiation regulator (Nrd1). The record is from RefSeq and is a predicted model, not a curated record. Gene Ontology annotation, cellular component: cytoplasmic stress granule. Gene Ontology annotation, molecular function: mRNA binding. The transcript has 2 exons. Gene Ontology annotation, biological process: mRNA splicing, via spliceosome. Lineage: Eukaryota; Fungi; Ascomycota; Eurotiomycetes; Eurotiales; Aspergillaceae. The coding region runs from base 266 to 2782 and encodes 838 amino acids.
UUCCAAUUGACCACCGGGAUCCCUUCUAGACACGUCUCCCCCGGCAGUCCUCCUGCUCCGUGCUCUGUCCCGUCCUUUCCGCCCUUCUUCCUCGUUUUGGUUACCUUCAUUCUGGUCUCUCCAGGUCUCUGUUUUCUUCCUUAUUCCCCCCCUGCUCUUUUCGGGGGUGAUCUUCGGGCCCGGCCCUUUUUCCCUCUCUCCUGGCCAUUCCCACCGUGUUGAUUGCCUCGGGACAAUUGCGUCCUAGUCGCUCCCUCCCCUCGUCAUGCAAACCUCCGAUGCCAGCAUCCCGAGCCGUUUGAUGUCUUCCAAGUUUUCCCACCUCAACGCGGACAGUACUGGCUUCUCACACGGAUCGUACGCCUCAAACAACAUCCCCCUGCAGGGCCUGCCGGACCGGAACACUCGUCGAGCUAAUAUCCCCGCGAUCAAUACCUCUGCUCCCCUCUCCGACAACAUGGCUUCCUCGGGUACCGCGUUUGACAUGAACUUCACUCCUCUUCUACCUUCCCAGCUGCUGCUCGGUAGUCCCUUUCAGCCGGGAACCCCUUCAGCAUUUGCCUCGCCUCAGUUCGCCAACUUUGGCGGCUUCCCCCAAACCAACGCUCCUACACACGCACAGAACCACCACAGCCACCACCAGCUGGGGAGUCCGACUCAGCCCUCGCAUAAUGCUAGUCUGUAUUCCGGAAUGAUGUCGACGGAUAUGGGUAAUUCCCAGAUGCUGGGCGCUCCCCAGUCCCCUGUCGGUGGUCUGGGAGGCUUGGGCAAUGCGGCGUUCGGGAGUCCCGCGGCCUCGGUGACCCCUGGCUUGCUCUCGGGUACGAGCCGAACGGUGUACCUGGGAAACAUCCCCGCAGAAACUUCCGCGGAAGAGAUCCUGAACCAUGUUCGGAGUGGCCAAAUCGAGUCUGUUCGGCUGCUUCCCGACAAGAACUGCGCGUUCAUCUCUUUCCUGGACAGCAACUCGGCUACCCAUUUCCAUUCCGACGCGAUCCUGAAGAAGCUCGCGAUCAAGGGCAAUGACAUCAAGGUGGGAUGGGGCAAGCCCUCCCAGGUGCCUACAUCGGUCGCCUUGUCUGUGCAGCAAUCGGGUGCGUCACGUAAUGUAUACCUCGGGAACCUGCCGGAAGAAAUGACCGAAGAGGAACUGCGUGAGGAGCUCGGAAAGUUUGGUCCUAUCGAUACUGUUAAGAUUGUCAAGGAGAAGGCGAUCGGUUUCGUCCACUUCCUGUCUAUCAGCAAUGCGAUGAAGGCUGUUUCCCAGCUCCCUCAGGAGGCGAAGUGGCAGGCUCCCAGACGUGUCUUUUACGGCAAGGAUCGGUGUGCUUACGUUUCCAAGACGCAGCAACAGAAUGCAGCUCAGUUCUUGGGCAUUGCCCCCGGCUAUGCGCACAUACUCAACUCGGCGGACCGUGACUUGAUCACAAACGCACUGGCCCAGCAAUCCGUGGCAGCCGCAGCUGUGGCUACAACCGCGGGCGGAGUCAACAACCUGGGCAACCGGACGAUUUACCUGGGCAACAUCCACCCCGAAACGACUAUUGAGGAGAUCUGCAACGUCGUGCGCGGUGGUCUUCUGCACCACAUUCGCUACAUCCCUGAUAAGCACAUCUGCUUUGUCACUUUCAUUGAUCCUACUUCGGCCGCGUCUUUCUAUGCCUUGAGCAACCUCCAAGGUCUCAUGAUUCACAAUCGUCGGUUGAAGAUUGGCUGGGGUAAACACUCCGGUCCUCUUCCGCCCGCUAUCGCCCUGGCGGUGAGCGGUGGUGCUUCACGGAAUGUUUACGUGGGCAAUCUUGAUGAAGCCUGGUCGGAGGAGCGCCUUCGUCAGGACUUCUCCGAAUACGGAGAGAUCGAGCUUGUCAAUACGCUACGCGAGAAGAGCUGUGCGUUUGUGAACUUCACGAACAUCGCCAAUGCCAUCAAAGCGAUCGAAGGAAUGCGCAAUCGGGAUGAGUACAAACGAUUCAAGAUCAACUUUGGUAAGGAUCGGUGUGGAAACCCGCCACGCCAAGCAGGCAACGGUGGACCUCAAGGUCGCAAUGGAGCUGGGUUCGAGGGACCGCAGUCACCUUCCCCGGCGCUCAACGGCUUCCAGCAGAACCUAAGCCAAUCCGGCUCUGGAUCUAGCCCAACCCACCCUGCACUGUCCCCUGCCCCCGGGUCCACCGGCUCCCAGAACAGCCACCAGACUAGGCAUCCUCUGCAAACGGUGUCGUCUCCGUCCGGGAUUCUCAAUGUGGGCGCCAACAACCCGCUGACCAUGUACCUCAAUCAAAUGUCCGCUCAGCAGGCUCAGGAGCAGGAGAACCGAUUGAACGACCCCAUGAGCUUGGCGGCUCUGCAGUCUCAACAGCAGGCCCCGCAACAGCAGUCGCUUUACAACGGCACCAGCGGCGCCGAGUACACCAACGGGAAUAUCGAGGCCCCGUUGCACCAACACCAACACCAACAUAAGCCCUCGACUAACGGGUACUUGAACGUGACCAAUGGCUCUUCGGGACCCGGGCAUCAUGCCACAGCCAGUACCAGCAGCCUGAACGUGCCCCGUGCUCAGCAUUCCCGGGCCGUGAGUCUGCCUUCGUUCUCCCAGGAACCUUUCGGACCUGUCUCGAGCCAGCCCGGUCCCACUCGCAACGGGAUGGCUCACCAGCCCCAAAGCAGUUUCUCCAGCUUCACAUCCGCCCUGGGCGGCCUCAACCAUGCCGGCUUUGGAUUAGCCAUCCAGAACGAGAGUUCGCUGCCGGGCUGGGCUGAGGAGGAGAUCGGAGCCAAAUGAUUGCAUACACCACUGCGAGGGUAACACUCGCCAUUGAUCGCGAUGAGCAUAGCCAAUUUUCUUUCUCUUUCUUCGAUCUCUCUUAUUUUUUUUUUCUUCUUCUUUUUCGUCUUGCUACUUGACUAAUCCCUUCGAUGUCCCCAUUCUGAUUCCUUUCGUUGUACCGGGUUCACCUUACUAUGGUUUCUCUCCUUACCUUAAUUGUGCAAAUUUUCGUUCUCCGCCACC